CGGAUAUGCUAACCUCCACACACAAAAAGCACGAUGGUCUAGUUCACGUCGAGCGCGGGUAGUUAACAAAAACUCGUCUCCCCUUUUUCUCUUCUCGAUCAUGGUCGCUCGUUAUCACUUAGUGUACUCCAUUCGUCUGGAGUGUUCAACGGCCAGCUAGGAACAAGGGGAGCUGUCCACAGGUCGACUUGAAAACUGCAUAGGACCCAAAUAUUCGUCGCAAUGGUCAAAGCCAGCGAAGUUGUGUUUUACCUUCUCCAUCCCCAGCAAUUGCGCUCCAUCAUUCAAUGGAAAGUCUGGCACAAUGCUGUCCACGAACGAGAUGAAUCCAAAGAAACUGAAGCCACCAAGCAAUGCUUCAAAUAUCUGAACCUGACCAGUCGCUCCUUCAGCGCGGUGAUUCAAGAGCUACACCCAGAGCUUUUGCUUCCCGUCACACUGUUCUACCUUGUUCUGCGCGGCUUGGACACCAUCGAAGAUGAUACCUCGAUCCCCGUAAAGAAGAAGGAGCCAGUCCUGCGCAACUUCGACGAGGUUCUUGACAUUGAUGGAUGGACAUACACUGAAAACAGGCCAGAAGAGAAGGAUCGCGAACUGCUGCUCAAUUAUGGAUGUGUUAUUGAAGAGUUCAAAAAGACAAAACCGGCCUACCAAGUUAUCAUCAAGGAUAUCGCAAAGAGGAUGGGCAAUGGAAUGGCCGACUACUGCGUGAAAUCCGAGAACAACCAGUUUGCCGUCAUCACCUGCGCCGAAUACGACCAAUACUGUUACUAUGUGGCGGGAUUAGUUGGUGAGGGACUGACGAGAAUGUUUGUGGAGAGCAAGUUCGGGAACCCGGUUCUGCUAGACAGACCCAACCUUCACAACUCAAUGGGGAUUUUCCUGCAAAAGACCAAUAUCAUCCGAGAUGUGCGAGAGGAUUUCGACGACCACAGGAUAUUCUGGCCGAAGGAGAUCUGGUCCAAACACGUCGACCAGUUUGAAGAUCUCUUCAAGCCCGAGUACAAGGAGCAGGCACUAAAUUGCAGUGCGGAGAUGGUGUUGAAUGCGCUCAACCAUGCUGAUGAAUGUCUUUUCUACAUGGCAGGGCUUAGGGAGCAGAGCGUCUUCAACUUUUGCGCGAUCCCGCAGACCAUGGCGAUUGCGACGUUGGAUCUCUGCUUCAGGAACUACCCCAUGUUUCUCCGCAACGUUAAAAUCACAAAGGGUGAAGCUUGUCAGAUCAUGAUCGAAUCGACGCAAAACCUCCAGGUGGCGUGCGAAGUGUUUCGCCGACACAUCCAUUCCAUCCGCAAGAAAAAUCGGCCGCAGGACCCCAACUUUUUGAAAAUCAGUAUUGCAUGUGGCAAGGUGGAGCAGUUCAUCGAGUCAAUAUUCCCGUCCCAGAAGGUGGAGGAUAUUAUGGCCAAGAACAAGGCCGACGAGGCUCGUGCGGCCCUGGCUCAGAAGGAAAAGGAAGCAGCGGAUUCGAGGGGAUCAAAGGAGACGCUUGCGCUGUUCGGCGCUGUGGUCCUGAUGCUGCUCUUCAUUACUGCUACUAUGGUUGCGGUUGCGUGGUUUGCGGGAGCCCGAUUCGACGUGGCCUUUGAAGAAGUGAAGAAGUCCUGGGGACAAAUCUUGAGUGGAGACGUCUUCAAGGGACCGCAAAAUGCUACUUCGACCGACACCGUCAGUCAUGGUGAACUAUGAUUGUCUGUCGUUCCUUGUUAUUCUGCGGUGCUCGGCAGAGGGUGUGGAUUCUUGCCAAUAGCACAUAUGUAUCUGCCCGCGGGUAUUGGCGGCAUUGCAAGUUUAGUUUUGAGAAAAAUGUCAUGUCGCAAAGCAUGUUGAGCUCACGCGAUCCGACACAGGGUUUUUGUUUUUGUGGGAGGGAAUACCUCGACAGCACGGAUGUCAAAUUGCAACUCAGCCGCUCUCAUUGACUGUUGUUGUGCCGAAGAUGUGCUAAAAUUGAUUGCUCGAAACUGACAAUUGACAGGCCCGAGAAGACAUUCUCUGAGGACUCUUGUUACCUUUGAGCGGACAUUCUUUCUCUACUCGUCAACUCUCACAAAGUCCACCCCGUGGUGCAACGCAGUGGCUGUAAAAAGGCUGCCUCAGAGGAUGGUUGAGAGUCGAUGACGUCGUCUGUCGUUUGGCGUGGUUGAAGGACUAACCGCAAAAGGAGGAGAAAGCUGCCACUAUUACCAAUGGGCAACAGCAAUGGCUUCUUACUAGGCCCUAGGUUGUUGGUGCUUGUGCCUGUGCCAAUGUCUGUGUGGUGCCUGUGGGCUUGCUCUGAGAGGUGGACACGUACUCCUCGGCCACCCCUAAGCUAGAACCCCAGGUACCUGAUGGGCGGGAGGGCCGCUGGGUGCCACCACGGAGGCCCAGAGAAGCCCGACCGACGUCAUGCAACUAAGGAGAAUUCCCCCC
Messenger RNA from Cladophialophora immunda, 2415 nucleotides. RefSeq names its product farnesyl-diphosphate farnesyltransferase. Lineage: Eukaryota; Fungi; Ascomycota; Eurotiomycetes; Chaetothyriales; Herpotrichiellaceae. The transcript is spliced from 3 exons. Bases 223 to 1689 code for a protein of 488 amino acids. The record is from RefSeq and is a predicted model, not a curated record. Gene Ontology annotation, biological process: ergosterol biosynthetic process; farnesyl diphosphate metabolic process. Gene Ontology annotation, molecular function: squalene synthase [NAD(P)H] activity. Gene Ontology annotation, cellular component: endoplasmic reticulum membrane.